Messenger RNA from Oryzias latipes (Japanese medaka), 866 nucleotides. RefSeq names its product UDP-Gal:betaGlcNAc beta 1,4- galactosyltransferase, polypeptide 2 (gene b4galt2). The record is from RefSeq and is marked provisional. Gene Ontology annotation, biological process: carbohydrate metabolic process. Gene Ontology annotation, cellular component: Golgi apparatus. Gene Ontology annotation, molecular function: galactosyltransferase activity. Lineage: Eukaryota; Metazoa; Chordata; Actinopteri; Beloniformes; Adrianichthyidae.
AAUGGCAGCUGCUGUCACCUGCACGACCAUCACCAUGGCCGCACGCCCGUAGCCGUGCCACGCCGGCGUUGCUGGGGCUGGCCGUCGCAGGACGGUAACCUCCAUCGGCCAUGACCCGGCUGAUGUUGGGACGGACUCUGGAGCGCAUCUGCAAAGGCGUCCUGCUGCUUUGCCUGCUCCACUUCCUCAUCAUGAUGAUCCUGUACUUUGACGUCUACUCGCAGCGCUUCGACCUCUUCAGCCGCUUCAACAAUGGACGCAACGGAUCCAGGAACAAUGUCAGUGGAGCUGGGAGCGGACAUCAUUACUAUUACUACAACCUCUCCAGGUCCAACACCACGUUAGCCAACUACCUGGCCACCGGAGAGCAGCUGGCACCAACUAUGCAGCCUGAGAGUAAUCAGACUCCUUCUCCAAAGCCGCUACCGCCAUGUCCUGAGAACCCGCCUGGUCUUGUGGGACGUUUGUUGAUUGAGUUCAGUUCCCAGAUGACAAUGGAAAGAGUGCAGAAAGAAAACCCCAACGUCACUGAAGGAGGUCGAUACUCGCCCCCAGACUGCCGGCCAAGAUGGAAGGUUGCCAUUAUCAUACCGUUCCGGCACAGAGAAAACCAUCUUAAAUACUGGCUCCACUACCUUCAUCCCAUACUGAGGCGGCAGAAGAUUGACUACGGCAUCUAUAUCAUCAACCAGUGGGGGGGGGGGGGGGGGGGCAGAUUCAACAAAAUCCAGAACACAAAGCACACGAUGAAGAAGGACGGCAUCAGCUCCCUGACUUACAAGCUGCUUCAGAUCAAGAGGUUUCCUCUGUACACAAACAUCUCCGUGGAGAUCGGCAAGCCACCGCCCCGGCCCAUCAAAGGUUAG